CAGGGUUCUUGGUUCUGUUCGGACUGAUGGAGGGCGCCGGUCACAUCAACAUUGCGAUGAUAGAAGAUACCGGCACCAAUGGGACGUCGCCAUCAAAGACGCGUCCGGACUUUAACAGAACCAACCAGGCUUGUGGUUCCACUGUCAGCUUCCACAGCAUCCAGUAUAAAGUCCAAAUGAGGAGCGGCUUCUUCUGCAAAGCCAAACCAAACCCAAAGGAGGUUCUGACGGACCUCAAUGGGAUUAUGAGGCCUGGCUUAAAUGCUAUUCUUGGACCAACUGGAAGUGGAAAAUCUUCUUUUUUGGAUAUUCUGGCCGGGAGAAAAGAUCCUUUGGGUUUAUUAGGGGAAGUUCUUAUCGACGAAGCGCCACAGCCUCCAAACUUCAAGUGUCUCUCCGGCUAUGUGGUCCAGGAAGAUGUAGUCAUGGGGACUCUCACCGUGAGGCAGAAUCUAAGUUUCUCUGCAGCGCUUCGGCUUCCCGCCUCUGUGCCACAACGUGAGAAAGAAGCUCGAGUCGAUCAUCUUCUUAGGGAGCUGUGUCUCACCAAAGUGGCUGACGCUAAGGUGGGCUCACAGCUGACCAGGGGAAUCUCAGGAGGUGAGAGAAAGAGAACCAGCAUUGGGAUGGAGCUGAUCAUCGAUCCUGCGGUUCUGUUUCUGGACGAACCGACCACCGGACUCGACGCCAGCACAGCCAACUCCGUCCUGCUGCUGCUCAAAAGGAUGGCCAGUCAUGGUCGAACUAUAAUCAUGUCCAUCCACCAGCCGCGCUACUCCAUCUACCGGCUGUUUGACACCCUGACUCUGUUGGUUGGUGGGAGAAUGGUGUACCAUGGACCAGCCUCCAACGCUUUGGACUACUUUACCAACAUUGGCUAUCCAUGUGAGCCUCACAACAACCCAGCCGACUUUUUCCUGGAUGUUAUAAAUGGAGACUUCACGAAGCCAACAAAAGUUCACGACACAGCAGAUCUGACUUUUGAGGAACUUGGUUCUACCAGGCAGAACAUCGAGGAACGCCUUGUAGAAGAGUUCAAGAACAGCAGCUACUCUAGCGAAACACGAGCCGAGUUAAGGCGUAUUCUCCAAACCAAGGAAUGCGCAUCGCAGAUGAGGCCUUGCAGCAUCACCUACCACACCUCCUUCCUUCACCAACUCCAAUGGGUUUUCCAGAGAACCUUCCAGAACCUCAUGUUGACUCCACAAACGUCUGUGGCCCAGGUGGGAGUCAACAUUUUCCUUGCCCUCGUUGUAGGAGCCAUUUUCUUUGCAGUCCAAGAUGAUCAGAGUGGUCUUCAAAACAGGAUGGGCGCGCUCUUCUUCAUCACGACCAACCAGUGUUUCAGCACCGUGUCUGCAGCCGAGCUCUUCAUCACAGAGAGGAACCUGUUUGUGCAUGAGUAUAUCAGUGGCUACUACAGAGUGUCUGUGUACUUCCUAUCUAAAAUCCUCUGUGACCUCGCCAUGCGAACCGUCACCUCUGUUAUCUUCAGCGCCGUCGUCUACUUUUUGAUUGGGCUGAAGUCCACAGUGGAAGCUUUUCUCAUCUUCACGUUCACAGUGACCCUGGUGGCCUACACGGCCACAGCCAUGACCAUGGCCAUCUCAGCCGAUCAGAGCGUCGUCGCUCUCGCCAACAUCUUCAUGACCAUAACGUUUGUCUUCAUGAUGAUUUUCUCCGGUCUGCUGGUGAACCUUCCCAGCAUUGUGGACUGGCUGGCUUGGCUGAAGUACUUCAGCAUUCCUCGAUACGGCUUCGCAGCCUUGAAGAUCAACGAGUUUGUGGGUUUGAAUUUCUGCGAGGAGCCGCCGAUCCAGAACACCAACAUGUCUGCAACAACGGCGGGCUGCGGUGUGAGCGCAGCGGGCCAGAUGUGUACAGGUGAGCAGUACCUGGACUACCUGGGGAUAGAGUACAGCUCCUGGGGAUUGUGGGAAAACCACGUGGCGUUGACUGUUAUGAUGGUCGUGUUCCUCUUCAUCGCCUACCUGAAACUGCGCUACAUCAGGAAGUUCACCUGA
Messenger RNA from Xiphophorus hellerii (green swordtail), 2024 nucleotides. RefSeq names its product ATP binding cassette subfamily G member 2 (JR blood group) (gene abcg2d). The record is from RefSeq and is a predicted model, not a curated record. NCBI's taxonomy places the organism in Eukaryota, Metazoa, Chordata, Actinopteri, Cyprinodontiformes, Poeciliidae. The coding region runs from base 27 to 2024 and encodes 665 amino acids. Gene Ontology annotation, molecular function: ATP binding; ABC-type transporter activity; ATP hydrolysis activity. Gene Ontology annotation, cellular component: membrane. The transcript is spliced from 15 exons.